GCGCGGUUAGCCCGCCUUCUCCGACGCGGAUUGGCCCGCGGCGCGACCUGUCGGUCGCGGUUGUGUCUGGGAAGGAGAGAAAAUGGCGGCGGAGCCGAGCAAGACCGAAAUCCAGACUCUUUUUAAGAGGCUUCGUUCAGUUCCCACCAACAAGGCAUGUUUCGAUUGUGGCGCCAAGAGUCCGAGUUGGGCCAGCAUCACGUACGGUGUGUUUUUGUGUAUUGAUUGCUCCGGAGUGCAUCGCUCCCUGGGUGUCCAUCUCAGCUUUGUGAGGUCCACAGAGUUGGAUUCGAACUGGAGCUGGUUGCAGCUGAGGUGUAUGCAGGUCGGCGGGAAUGCUAAUGCGACUGCUUUUUUUCGCCAACAUGGAUGUAUGGCCAAUGAUGCUAACACGAAGUAUAAUAGCCGAGCUGCCCAGAUGUACCGAGAGAAGAUCCGGCAGUUAGGGAGUGCAGCUCUAGCUAGGCAUGGCACUGAUCUUUGGAUAGACAAUAUGAGCAAUGCUCCUAGUCACUCUCCAGAGAAGAAAGACUCUGAUUUCUUCACAGAACAUACUCAGGCCCCUGUCUGGGAUACAGCAGACACUGAGACUUCAGGGACCCAGCAACCAGCCUUAUCUUCAGAGAGCAGUAUCCCAGCACAACCUGAACAUGGCCCUAACACUGACCUCCUUGGAACCUCACCCCAAGCUUCUCUGGAGUCCAUGUAUCUGUCAGCUAAAGGGGCCUCUUCUGCCAGAGCUCAUGCCCACCCUCUUCCUCACACAGAACUGAAAAGCUCCAUUAUUGGCAAGAAGAAGCCAGCAGCAGCUAAGAAAGGGCUGGGUGCCAAGAAAGGCCUGGGAGCUCAGAAGGUGAGUAACCAGAGCUUUACUGAGAUUGAGCGGCAGGCCCAGGUGGCAGAGAAGCUCCGGGAGCAGCAGGCAGCUGAUGCCAAGAAACAGGCAGAAGAGUCCAUGGUUGCCUCCAUGCGUCUGGCCUACCAGGAGCUCCAGAUUGAUCGCAAGAAGGAAGAAAAAAAAUUACAGAACCUUGAAGGAAAGAAACGAGAGCAGGCUGAAAGGCUGGGCAUGGGCUUGGUGUCCCGAAGCUCCAUUUCCCACUCUGUGCUGUCUGAGAUGCAGGUGAUUGAGCAGGAAACCCCGCUGAGUGCAAAGUCUUCCCGUUCACAGCUUGACUUGUUUGAUGAUGUUGGAACUUUCGCCUCUGGACCCCCAAAGUACAAGGACAACCCCUUUUCCUUGGGAGAAACUUUUGGUUCCCGCUGGGAUUCAGAUGCAGCCUGGGGUAUGGACCGGGUAGAAGAGAAGGAACCUGAAGUAACCAUCUCCAGCAUCCGGCCUAUUUCAGAAAGAACCACCAGUCGGAGGGAAGUGGAGAGCCGGAGCUCAGGUCCUGAGUCCAGUGAAGCUCGUGAGAAGUUUGCAGGAGCCAAAGCCAUCUCAUCUGACAUGUUCUUUGGUCGCGAGGUGGAUUCUGAGUAUGAAGCCAGGUCCCGGUUACAGCAGCUCUCGGGCAGCAGUGCCAUCAGCUCUUCAGACCUCUUUGGGGACAUGGAUGGAGCUCAUGGAGGAGGAACUGUGUCUCUGGGGAAUGUACUUCCUACAGCUGACAUUGCCCAGUUUAAGCAGGGUGUCAAGUCUGUGGCCGGCAAGAUGGCAGUGCUGGCCAAUGGUGUGAUGAAUUCUUUACAGGAUCGCUACGGUUCCUACUGAUCCAGGCUCCAUGGCUCAGGCCUGUGGUGACAGCAAGAACCCUGGUUCCCAGGCCAGGGAUGUCUGCCUUGUGGAACUGGGCAUUUGUUGACUUCUGUAUGUGGUGUGAGUUGGGUGGCUUUGGAGGAUCUUGGCGAGGGGAAUGGUCAGCAUCAGCCCUUGUCCUUUGCUUGCACAUGAGUCCUUGUCCUCACCCCUCACACUCUCCUCUCCAUGCCAGUGUUCUUCCUUCCUGUCCUGUCCCAAAGCUGCUGCUACUUAGCCUGUUGCACUGGGAGUGGGGGAGGAGUUCCAUCAGGAUGGCUUUAUGGGUCUAGCUCUUCCCCAAGUAGGGAAGGCAUGAGUCUUCUGCAGGCUUUAAGAUCCAUGUAGGUGGUCUGGAGGUCUGGGCCUCCUCAUCUUCUAGAAACACGGGAGGCCUAGCAAGAGUUGUGCUGUAUCAGCCCUCAGGGAGAAGUACUGGACUUGCCACAGCUUACUGUCAGUGGCCUCUUAUGGAUUCCAGGGGAGGAUGGGUUAGGAGAAAGACCCUGGUAAUUCACUAAGGGCUAGAACUUUUGCUUGGGUUUGUUUGGGAUCAGCCUGGAGGCCUGAGCAACCUUCUUUUUCACCACUGUCCCUUGGAGGCUGACUUCUGCCUCGGUGUCCAGGAGCCCUUAUCUACCACUGUUGUGGGUCAUAGCACCCUGUCUAUGCUUGAGAUCUUAUCCUUUUGUGUCCUGCUUGGCACCCAUGGUGGGGUAUCAUCUGUGGUCCUACCUGGAUGCUGUGAACCUGCUACUGGCUGAGGAAGCUGAGGCUCUGAAAGAAAGAAGCCCCUGGAGCUCAGCUUUCAUCCUUUGCAUCACUCUGGGUUUAGGGGUCCUGGACAGCACCCCACCAGUCAGUGAGAGCUUGAGGACUUGCAGCUGCAGGCCCCAUCCUCUGGCAGCUGGGCCAUGCACUGUGUCAUCCUUGGUGCCAUCUCCUCCUGCCAUGCUGGCAGUCUGGGCCCAACCCUACCUGUGGAUUGCAGGUUGGGCUCCCAAACAACACAGACCACUCUUCCCUCAUCCCUCCCCAGAGGGACAUGACUUUCUUUCAGCACUGUUUGUAUUGAAACAAAGUGGUGUCGAAAUAAAGCCCCCACGGGGCCCUGUGGGUCA
Mesocricetus auratus (golden hamster) is the source of this 2859-nucleotide messenger RNA. RefSeq names its product ADP ribosylation factor GTPase activating protein 2 (gene Arfgap2). Lineage: Eukaryota; Metazoa; Chordata; Mammalia; Rodentia; Cricetidae. The record is from RefSeq and is a predicted model, not a curated record. Bases 83 to 1714 code for a protein of 543 amino acids. Gene Ontology annotation, molecular function: GTPase activator activity. Gene Ontology annotation, biological process: COPI coating of Golgi vesicle. The transcript has 17 exons.